Molecule: messenger RNA, 504 nt
Organism: Medioppia subpectinata
Lineage: Eukaryota; Metazoa; Arthropoda; Arachnida; Sarcoptiformes; Oppiidae
Source: the annotation of a GenBank genome assembly
AUGGUGAAUAAAAAGCUGAAGGUAUUAUUUGUGCCGAUCUCCGGUGUCGGUCACGUCAAUGCCUGUAUCAGUAUUGCCGAGACGUUGAUAGACAGAGGACACGACGUGUGGUUUACGGUCAACGGCUUUUGGUCGGGAAAACUGACCAAAUAUGGCGUCAAAGAAGUAUUGCUCGACAAAUCCGACUCACCAAUGGAUGCGGACAAUAUGGCCGAAGUGGCCAAACAUAUGGUCACUUCGGGCAAGAUUGGAGGCGAAUCGGCCCUUCAGAAAGCCCGGAGUCGGGGCACUACUAUUGAGUUGAAGAUGAAAUACAUACAGUAUUUAGACGAACAGCUCGAGCGCCUGUUGCCCGCCAUUCGGCCGGACGUCAUAAUUGUGGAUCAGUUCAUGACAUUGCCAUCAGUGGAGUUGUCGGGCAUACCGUGUGUCUGGUCCUGGAGUGCCGGACCACUCGUGAUGGUCGACGAUGAGAGGGCACCGCCCGCAGCAUCAGGUAUGUAA